Balaenoptera acutorostrata (minke whale) is the source of this 4276-nucleotide messenger RNA. RefSeq lists its product as uncharacterized. The record is from RefSeq and is a predicted model, not a curated record. Lineage: Eukaryota; Metazoa; Chordata; Mammalia; Artiodactyla; Balaenopteridae. The coding region runs from base 1 to 684 and encodes 227 amino acids. The transcript has 4 exons.
AUGGUUUCGCCGGGGCGGGAGGAGGGUAAUCAGAGGCGCAGCAUCUCGCAGCUCCGCCGGCGCGGGGAGGAGGCCACGGGAAGGAGGAGUCGACGGCGGGCCGCGCUGAGAAAGGGAAGCUCCCAGCUCCGGCGGGGCCAGGCUCUGGCCGGAGGCUCGUUGUCUUCGCACUCCGGAGACUGCGCUAAACUCCCAACUCCUCCUCCAACCCUCCUUCCGCGGCGGCGGCGGCGGCGGCGGCCGCACAAUCCAACAUGGCAGCGGGGACGGGCGAGACCACAGGACGCAAGACGCGGGGGAGCGCGCCGGAAACGCGCGUCUGCGGCCCCGGGAGGACCCCCCCCACCAACGCCGCGCCGGACGGAGGCCACGCCCCCUUCCGGCAGAGGGGCGGCCGGACGCGGGGAUGCGGGUCAGGCGCGGACUCUCGUGUCUAGGCUCCAUUCUUGGGUGUUUUCCGGCGGCAGAGGCCUGGACGGAGGAGGUGUCUGGUCUCCGUGGCAGAGCUGCCCGUCUCUCUUCUGCGGACGCGCACCUUUGCGGAGCUUCAGUGCAUACCCAGGUCAUCCAGGUCGUAUUUCUGGGGCGCGACAGCCGGACGUUCACACCGCUUGUCAGAAAGAGCUCUCUGAAAGUGCACCUCAGGUGGGACUGGAACCCAGCUGCACCUCAGAUGGAACUUGAACCCACAAUCUUCCAACUGAAAACCACAACUCAUCUCAGGACUUAAUGAAGCUCAGGUUCUUUAUGUCUCGGCACAGAAGGAAUUCAGUGAGAGGCAAAGUGAUAGGUAAGAAGUAGAUUUAUUAGAAUAGGACGCUUGUGAAGGACUCAAGUGGGCAGGCAAGAUGGCUCUCCCCCAAGAACCAAGUGGGCUACAUUUUUAUAAUCAAAGGAAAAGUGGGGAGGGGGAGAAGACCACCUUCCUCAAAAGAUGUUGCAAGAAAAUGGGGCACGAGAGGAUGGUCAUAUCCCAGGUCUCAGCUGAGUCCCUGGGACAGGCCGCCAAAUGAGGGUCCUUGGCUUCGUGCAGGAAAGAAUUCAAGAAUGAGCCAGAAUAAAGUGAAAGCAGGUUUACUUACUCAUUCCAUAGGCAGAAUGGGGUCCGUCUCAGAAAGUGAGACAGCCCUGGGAGAUACACACUCCAUAGAUAAGAGUGUGGACCAUCCCAGAAGGUGAGAGAGCCCCCAGGCUGCAGGAGUGGUUAGUUUUUAUGGGCUGGGUAAUUUCAUAGGCUAAGGAGUAGGAAGAUAAUUCAAACUCUUUUGGGGGUGUGGGUGGGGAUUCCCAGGAACUGGGCUACUUUCCACGUUUUGGCCUUUGAUGGUUGGCCUUGGAACUGUCAUAACAUCUGUGAGUGUGUCAUUUAGCAUGCUAGUGUAUUACAAUGAGUGUAUAAUGAGGCUCAAGGUCUACUGGAAGUCUAAUCUUCCACCAUCUUGGGCUUAGUUGGUUCCAACCAGUUUGUGUCUUAUCCUCAAUGGCUAUGUCAUUCUUUUAAUCGUUGUGCCCUGCCCCCUUCUCUCCUGUCUCAUUUCUAUUACCUGCACCUAAAAGAUCCUUGACCAAGAUAACAUUUUAAACUAAUUUGAACAAGUUAUUUAAAAAUUAAGUUUCGUAUUUUCUUUCUCACAUUUCCAUUUUCCUCCUUUAAGAUUUGUAGGAAGAUAAAGACAGUGGAAUACUGGUACUUCUUUUUUACCUGGAUACUCUUCAUACUGAAAUUCUUGUAUGUUUACGUUAUGUUCAGUUAGACUAGGACUCUGAAUUGAUGAAAGAGGGAAGUUCUAAUAGGCAUCAAAACUGACUUGGUAUGAUGACUCAGCUCCUACAUAAUGGUGGUGUCUAUGUGCAUGCACAUUAUAGUGUUCUGACACACGUAAGGAGAAUGUGUCAUCCUGUCACAAUUUCCUGUUUUCAUGCAGGUUCAUACAAAUCCCACUCUUAUCUUCCUCAGGCUCUCCAAGCACCAUUGGAUUUAAUCUAGAUCUAUAGCUCCAACUGAUAAGCUCCUUAAAGUCAUGGUGCACAAAUUCGAACUCAGUGAUCUGUGUUGCAAAUCUUUCUUCUUCAGGUGUUUUCUUGUCUUAGUAAAUAACACAGCCGUGUACCCUUACACAGUCAGACACCUCAGAAUCAUCCUGUCCUCCUGUCCCUCCCACUGUCCCUGUCCUCCCAUCUCCAGUCGCCACAGCCUGUCAAUUUUACCUCCUGUUCACUCUCUAUCAUCACCUCUUUUUCAUCUCUUCUGCCCAUGCCCCAAGUCAGACCAUCAUUGACUGCCUUCUCGGUCUCCCUGUUUUAAGUCUCACUGCUGUGCCCCCAGUUCAUCCUGUACAUUUUUGCCAGCAAGCAAGUGAGAAACCGAUCGUGUUAGCCUCCCUAAAAAAUUCUUCAGAGAUUCCUCAUUACUUAACAGGGUAAGAUUUAAGCUCCUCACUCAGAUAUGUAAGGCCCUUCAAUAUCUAUCCCUCCCAGCUUAUUCAGCCUCAUGCUCUGGUAACUCUUCCCCCUGCGCCCAACCCCUCACACUUCACACUCCGUCCGUGCUUGGAGUUGCUUCAACAGGCCACGUUUCUCACACCUUAUUCCCUCUGCUUGGAGUGUCCUCUCUCCUGUUUCCCUAAGGUUGUCUGUGUGGCAAGCCCUCCUUCAACAACCAGGUCAAGUAUUUACCACUUUUGUGAAGGCUUUUCUGAAUUUCCCAGGAGACUGCUGUGAUGGUGAAAACUAUGAGCCAUGUGUAACCCAUGGGUGGCAUGGUUAGGAGUGCUGCUGCUCUAGAUAGGGUUCACUCAUUCAGCCCUCAAGCCAGCAAUGCCUCCAGUGAUCACGAAAUGACCUUUCGGACUUCCCUGGUGGCACAGUGGUUAAGAAUCCGCCUGCCAAUGCAGGGGACACGGGUUUGAGCCCUGGUCUGGGAAGAUCCCACAUGCCGCAGAGCAGCUAGGCCCGUACGCCACAACUACUGAGCCUGCGCUCUAGAGCUCGCGAGCCAGAACUACUGAGCCCGCGUGCCACAACUACUGAAGCCCGCGCGCCUAGAGCCCGUGCUCCGCAACAAGAGAAGCCACAGAAAUGAGAAGCCUGUGCACCACAACGAAGAGUAGCCCCUGCUCGCCGCAAAUAGAGAAAGCCUGUGUGCAGCAAUGAAGACCAAACACAGAGAAAAAUAAAUAAAUAAAUUAAUUAAUUAAAAAGAAAUGACCUUUCAACAUUUUCUGGGCUGCCCCAACAAUGCAGUGUCAGCAUUUCUUCAAUGUGGAUCUGAACCCUCAAUUAUUUAAUAUUAUAUCAAAUCCUUUAGAGACUCAGAGUGGAUCAACAAUUGCCAUACUUUAUCCAAAUGAAUUAGGAUAUUCAUUAUCCUAAUUUCUCUCCAGAGGGAAAAUCCUUUAAUGGAGGGAUACCACAGAUUAUGAGCCUUUCCAAACACCUUAGGAAGACCACUGAUGACACUGCAAAAGUUGUCCCUUGAUGGAGGUCAGAAGGUCUUGUUGUCAUUGACUGGGAAAUCUGGAAGCCACAAUGGGACAGAAACUGGGGCAAUAAAAUCAUGUAAAAACACUACUCCUUAGCCUUUACCAGAAACCACCAUCCUGAUUGGUCAGAAAUGACAGUGAAAACAGUUGCCCAAGAGGAAUUUGAAACUGCUGGAAGGAGUAUUAUGAAUGCUACUCUCACACUGGCUUUAGAAAUGAGACUAAAAUGUGGAUUAUAGGAUAAAUCCACAGACCUACACAGGUAAAUGCCCAAGCGAUGAAAUUUUCUGCAAUGACCAACUCCAGUGGCUAUGGGAAAAAAGCAGAGCACUUUAUAGUUCCAUAUAUUUGGAUAAAAUAUUGAAGUCAAGUUUAAAAGCUUUGAAAUUUGUCCAUUAUCAAGUUAGAGAAGCUAUGAGAAUUGCUGAAAUGGCUACACGUGACUAUGUUUUACCAGUUUUUAUUUUUUCUAGACCAUUUUAUUUGCAUAAUAUUGAAGCUUUGUCACAGGUAAGAAGGAAUAAGUCACGCAUAAAAAAUGGAAAUUUAGUAGAAUAACUCUAUAAAGUUUAGGGAAAAAAUGUUUUAGGAUGCUUAUUUCCCCUUAAUAAUGCUAUUCUAUUAUGAAAGCUAUAUAUUCCUUCAACUGUCAAGCCAAUUCUGAAAAAGUGUCACUGACAGAUGUUUACUUAGAGUUUUUAGAUGAUGAUUCCUACCAGCUUAGCAUUUAAAAGGGUUUCCUGCAGAACAGUUGUUAAGCUUAAAUUAAAUCAUGUAACAUAGAUUAAUUUUGA